Prorocentrum cordatum is the source of this 435-nucleotide messenger RNA. The record is from the annotation of a GenBank genome assembly. Lineage: Eukaryota; Dinophyceae; Prorocentrales; Prorocentraceae.
AUGAAGGCCGACUCGGUCGCGCCGAUCCGCGUGCCGGGGCGCUGCGGCGAGAAGACGUGGCACCCGACACUGCUAGACAGGAUCGGCAGAAGAGAGGCGGUCGCCUUUGUGUGGCGCGGGGACGUGGCGUGUGACGACCGCACGCUGUACGUCGCGUUUUCGCCCCUGCGUUACAGGUCGCAGUUCGUCAAGGUCAUCGCCGGCGGCGUGGUGGAUAAGCGCAGGACCGCUGAUCGGAGGAACCGACAUGGGCACGGACACGCAGACGUCGCCGGGCUCAGAGGGCAGGGGCCCUGCGUUUCUUUCCUUUCCCCUGUCGCUUCGUCGUCGUUGUCACCCCUUUGUGUUCGUGUCCUCGUGUUCGUCAUCCUUCGGAUCCUGUGGGCAGAUACGCAGCCAUCGUGUGAAGACAUGCGGGAGUUCUUAUGCAUUUGA